This is a messenger RNA of Fusarium verticillioides 7600, 1810 nucleotides long. RefSeq lists its product as hypothetical. NCBI's taxonomy places the organism in Eukaryota, Fungi, Ascomycota, Sordariomycetes, Hypocreales, Nectriaceae. The record is from RefSeq and is a predicted model, not a curated record. The transcript has 2 exons. Bases 495 to 1718 code for a protein of 407 amino acids.
CCUAAACUUACGUCAAUCUCCGCCGCCAUCCUGCCAGCCUACCCUAUGGCAUAUGAUACGGACAGAAUGAAAGCUACCAAAUCAAGCCAUGAUGAGUGUAACAGAUAUACACAUAGUACUCACAUUAAGUGACAAUCUGUCUUGCUUGCUUGUUCUACCUUUUGGUGUUCUAGUCCUUCUAGCCUCGAAGACCGAGUUGCUCUUAUUGUGUGUGAAUACUUUGAUCCUACCACAUCGUCAUAUUUUGGCUUCCUCACGGACCAUUGUACGACAAGACGAUUAUAACGUAUUAUGUACGUACGAAAAAUAAACAGAGAAUACAGGAAGCUUGUCCUAGGUUUCAAACCAAACCCUGAAAAACAAUGAAAGCAAUCAUCCAAGCCACCUUGUUGAACUACCUUACAUAAAGAAGAACUAUCGAGACCCAAUCAUCAUGAUUUACUGUAACAGAAACCCAACCACGGAGUGUAACAACAAACAACACAAUAUACACCAUGGUUGAAAAGCGACAACCAAGCCCUGGCUUCAUUUCUAAUCCAUUUAUCAAAAGAAGAAAUCUCGAAUGGACACUCGACACACCAUCGCCUUCACAGCUACCAACAACUGCUGACAUAGAAUCGGGAUCAGCCACUGUAGAGGACCAUCUUGCGCAUUUCAAAGCGCAUCUCUCCAGGCAUAUAUCAAGCCCAUCGCUGCUAUCCACAUCAUCAUAUAGCUCACUUUAUACCGAAAACAUUGGAAGCUCUGCAGGCGCUCAUUUCGUCAUUCAUCAACAUGACCACCCAAUUGCUGGCACGCACUAUGACCUCCGUCUUCAGAUCAAUGAGACCAGUAGCGUUAGCUGGGCGAUCAUGUAUGGACUCCCUGGCGACCCUCAGAGUACACGAUUGAAUCGCAACGCGACAGAGACGCGAAUUCACUGCCUAUGGAAUCAUCUCAUUGAGACUGCCUCAGCCUCAACCGGAUCACUUCUCAUUUGGGACUCGGGAACAUAUAGCAUCCUCCCCCGUCAAAGCAAGCAUGCCCCAACGACUGAUCCGUCCUCUCCAGCGUCCUCACCAGGUCCAUCGUCCGCGCCAACACAGCAAGCUCUUCUGCACGCCGCUUUUCAGAAUCGUAAAAUCCGCAUUCGACUGCAUGGAUCGCGCUUACCAGAUCCAUAUGUUCUAAACAUUCGUUUAACCAGGUCAGAAGAUGUUGCCGGUAAAGUAAGGAGAGAAAAAACAAAUCGGAAACGACGACGUCGUCAUGCCCAGGCAGAGACGCAACCUGAGACAAGUGAUGAGGACAGUGAGGGUGAUGCGAGUAAGGAUGUCCCUCCAAACACUGAUGCGGGAACCGAUGCAGACGACCUUUCCGCCAUGGAGCGUGAGCUACGUGAGCUUGAAGACGAAGAGGUCCGCAGAACAAAUGCGUAUACGGGGGCUUCUAAUACCAUCGGUAGUGUACACCAACGACGAUGGUAUCUUUCACUUGACCGCCCGGCUUGUGGGUUUGUGGAAGAAAUAAUCAAGAACCGCUCAGUUUGGAAACUCGGAGACGGUACGGAGACUAAGAACAAACAGAAUGACAACGGACGCUUGUCAUACCCAUUCUACGUCCGGGGGCCAGAUCAUGAGCGUAGUGUAUUAACAGGACGGCUAGGAGCUGAUGUUCUCCGAGACGAGGGCGUGGAUAAAUUUAUUCAGCGUAAAGGCUGGAAGCCAGUGCUGAAAUGACAGCCCCCCAGGGAAGACAAGACACGCGCAGUGUCUGAAUAGACUAUCAAAAUUUAUUGUGUAGACUACAUGAUACCUAGGCUUGUGCCACA